Pistacia vera is the source of this 1863-nucleotide messenger RNA. RefSeq names its product cell division cycle 20.2, cofactor of APC complex-like. Gene Ontology annotation, cellular component: anaphase-promoting complex. Lineage: Eukaryota; Viridiplantae; Streptophyta; Magnoliopsida; Sapindales; Anacardiaceae. The transcript is spliced from 5 exons. The coding region runs from base 264 to 1622 and encodes 452 amino acids. Gene Ontology annotation, molecular function: protein binding; ubiquitin ligase activator activity; anaphase-promoting complex binding. The record is from RefSeq and is a predicted model, not a curated record. Gene Ontology annotation, biological process: anaphase-promoting complex-dependent catabolic process; positive regulation of anaphase-promoting complex-dependent catabolic process; positive regulation of ubiquitin protein ligase activity.
UAGAGUUCGGUCUCUUUGUUUCAUGAAAUUUCUUCUCAAUUUAACGCUUCGCUCUCUGAGACUCGAUUCUAAAAUCAAGAAACAUCAAGAACAAGCACCUUCUCGAAUCUGAAUUUCUCGUUCUUGUGCUCUGUUUUAUUUGUUUAUAUUUCUUUUCUAAUUUGUUCCUGCUUUGUUUAAUCUGAAUUUCUGUGUUUUUGCAGGCUUGGUUUCUUGUUUCCGUUUGAUUUUUUUUUUUUUUUUCUAUAUAUCUCUGUAAAUUUAUGGAUGCAGGGCCAAUGAAUUCGUUUAAUAAGAUCCACUCAAGAAACCCGCUUCAAGAACGGUUUCAUCAGAGAAAAAGCUCCCGGGAUAAUUUGGAUAGAUUCAUACCUAAUAGAGCGGCUAUGGACUUCGACUAUGCUGACUACAUGCUGACAGAUGGAAGAAAGGGCAAAGAAAAUCCAGCUGUGCCAUGCUCUCCAUCAAGAGAGGCUUACCGGAGGCAAUUGGCAGAGGCGUUGAACAUGAACAGGACACGAAUAUUGGCGUUCAAAAGCAAGGCACCUACAGUGGCUGAUCCGUUUUCAAAGUAUUUUUCUUCUCCUGUUUAUCAGUCCAAACCUGUCAAGCCCAGACGGUACAUUCCUCAGUCUUCUGUGAGGACAUUGGAUGCCCCUGAGAUUGUAGAUGAUUUCUACCUGAAUUUGCUAGACUGGGGUAGUAGCAAUGUGCUGGCCAUUGCUCUGAGCAACACAGUGUAUCUCUGGGAUGCUUCAAAUAGUUCAACUUCAGAACUUGUUACCAUUGAUGAUGAAAAUGGGCCAGUUACAAGCAUUAGUUGGGCUCCUGAUGGGCAGCACAUAGCCAUCGGCUUGAAUAAUUCACAGGUCCAGAUAUGGGAUUCUGCUUCCAAUAGACUGUUAAGAACAUUCAGAGGUGGUCAUAGAUUACGAGUUAAUUCACUGGCUUGGAACAAUUACAUACUUUCUACUGGAGGAAUGGAUGGUAAAAUAAUCAACAAUGAUGUGAGGGUCAGAGAACAUGUCAUUGAUACCUAUAGGGGACAUCAGCAAGAGGUUUGUGGACUCAAAUGGUCGCCUUCAGGCCGGCAGUUAGCAAGUGGGGGAAACGAUAAUCUCCUUUUCAUAUGGGACAGUUCCAUGACCUUUGCAAAUUCACGAAACCGGUGGCUUCACAGACUAGAAGACCAUACGGCUGCAGUAAAAGCCCUAGCUUGGUGUCCCUUCCAGGGGAACUUAUUAGCCUCUGGUGGAGGUGGGAGUGAUCGAUGCAUUAAGUUCUGGAACACCCACACAGGUUCUUGCUUGAAUUCAGUGGAUACUGGCUCUCAGGUUUGUGCUCUUCUUUGGAGCAGACAUGAGCGUGAAUUGCUUAGCUCUCAUGGAUUUACAGAAAAUCAGCUCACCCUUUGGAAAUACCCAUCAAUGGUGAAGAUGGCAGAUCUCACUGGCCAUGCCUCUAGGGUUCUUUUCAUGGCUCAGAGCCCUGAUGGAUACACAGUGGCAUCUGCAGCCGGAGAUGAGACUCUGAGAUUCUGGAAAGUCUUUGGAGCCCCUGAAGAGGCUAAACCUGCGCCUAAAACAAACCAUGAGCCAUUCUCUCAUUUAAGCCUCCGUUGAAGAUCAAGACAAAAGUGGUCUAAGAAUGUACCAUGAAUAAUUUAUUAUGUUUAUACAUUUUCUGGUAUAAUAUAUAUAGUCAUAGUUUAGAGUAUUCUUUGGACUUAGACAAGUACAUAAUUUUUUUUUUUUUCGUGCAGUAUUAUUAAAUGGUUUAUUUUAUUUAAUGAAGUUUCAAUUAGAGAUCAAUUAAUAGUGGAGGAUCUUGUAGACAUAGAAAGCAAUGUUUGAACUAAUUGAA